Molecule: messenger RNA, 296 nt
Organism: Nezara viridula (southern green stink bug)
Lineage: Eukaryota; Metazoa; Arthropoda; Insecta; Hemiptera; Pentatomidae
Source: the annotation of a GenBank genome assembly
AUGUGGCUGCUUUGUCUCUGUGCUUUGGUAGCUCUGGUCGGCUCCUCUGCGGGGCAAUCCUGCACCAUGCCCGCUGCACAGGUGAGUCAUUCAGAACUGUGCACCCCAGCUAGGAUGGACUGCUGCCUUUACCCACUGGUCGGCUGCCUCUCCGUAGGAGGCUUCAACAUGUGCGUCCUCAACAUCACAGCUCUGCCGGGGUACAUACUCAACACUGGUGGGGCUAUCGGAUAACGAUUCAAUUCGUCUGAACUUCAAUUAAAAUUGUAUUUAUAAAUAAUAAAGUUUAAUAAAAC